Molecule: messenger RNA, 15316 nt
Organism: Lymnaea stagnalis (great pond snail)
Lineage: Eukaryota; Metazoa; Mollusca; Gastropoda; Lymnaeidae
Source: the annotation of a GenBank genome assembly
AUCCGGGCAUGCGUAGUAGUUAAAGCGUUUUCUAAACCUAUCUUUUUGGCAGAUUUUGAAUCACUUUGUUUUUCAAUAUUUGCGUUUUUUUGCUUUAAGAUUCUAAUCGUGAGAAGUUCAGUUACACAGUAGCAGGUCAGUUUGCAAAUAUAACGAAUUCAGCAUAAUGCAAGCCACAUCUGAUGUCUCGGAUAUCACAUCCUCAAUAGAACUAUCAUUGCCUCAAGAGACCUCGAAUAAUAGUGAAACUGAGACAGAAAUAGCGGGAGUAGGACGAAUAGGAGAAUCUGCUGUAGCAUCUUCUUCAAUAGAUGAAGUUGAUGAAGUGAAAUGCCCAGUCACUGGUGUGUCUCACUUGAAUAAUGACACAGUAACAUCUUUAGUUCCUCCUGAAAGAGAAAUGGUACCUCCAGAUACUUGUAAGAGUAAGUCAACUAAGUUUUUUUAGUGUAAGUCUUUAAGUAAAGUUACAGUAGAGUAGAGUAAGUAGCUACCAGUAACUAGGUACUUUGAUAAAAAGAUUAAAACUUUUUGUAAAAAUAAACCAAUGGCAUAGUUGAAUAGAGCUAAUUUUUUUAAAGAAUUAUAACAUCAAAAUCAUUUGUUGUAGUUUUAAAGUUGUGAAUUUUUAAAGUGCGACUUCAUUUGUCCUUUUUUAUCAUAGACUGCAUCUCCACAUUCUGUGACCCAAUUCCGCUGUUUGCGUCAUGAGCUAUAUAACUCUUGUUUUAAUGAUAAUUUUAUUUUCAGAACUAAUGCUGUAUUAAAAAAUAAUUUUAAUAAUGUUAACAAAUAUAAUAUACAUAUAGCCAUUAUGCAAGUCACUGAAUGGCCGCCAUGACAUUUUGCACACAGCAAAUUAUGAUCAUUUUUAAUAUGGACUCUGCCGGGUUUUUUAAACCUCAAAUUAAAAUAGUAUUCUUUCAAUAACAUUUAAGUUCAUUCUAAAACAUAAGUUAUCAAAUAUUUUGAUGUAAAUAGUGGAAAUAAUUAAAUAUUUCCUAAGUAACGGCGUUUUCCGCCAAUGAAAGGGGUGUGGGCAGUCUAGGGUGGCCCAAAAAACUCAACUUUCACCUACAGAGCAAGACACCCUCUAAUUUUUUCCUUAUAGCAAACCUUUAAUUAGGGCAGAGUUUCAGCCUCUUGUGCCAACUGCAAGGUGAUGCUCAACGACCAUGGAUUUUCAAAAUUUCAUCGAAAAUUGCCGAACUUUCAUGCAAUUUACAUUUUGCAUAUUACUUACUGUAUCAUGUUCUUUGUGUUAUAUUUUACUUACUUAGGGUUGGCUGUUGAACUAUUCUAUGUCAUAAGUUCCUGUUUAGUGUUACUGUCACAGAGCUAAAUUGAGUUAAGGGAGUUAAGUGAGGUGAGAAUUAUGACUUAUAAUUUAUAGAGUAUGGAACUUGGUAAGACGAACCAAUCAGAAAAAAGAAUGGAAGAAGAGUACAAUGGAAGAUGGAAUCAUGGCGGUUGUUUUAAGUCCAUGCUAUUAAUAUAUUAAUUAUGUGAGGAUGAGUACAUACCGACCAAAAUUAGCAAAUCAGGUAAACAGCAAGACAAGAUAACUCAAGUAAAGAAAACCUCUCUCAAUCCAAUUGUAAAAAGUGCCUUUGACCAUAAUAAAACAUCUAAUCGUGAAGCUUUUCGGCUACUUAUUCCUAUUGCUGCAGCCCUUGGUCAAGAUCCAAAUGCAUUUCCUAUUUCACGUAGCACUAUUCAGCGAGCGCGGUCAAGUGCUAGGCAUGAAAUUUCUAAAGCAAUGAAAGAUAAUGUUGAGCCAACUUGCCCAUUAGUAAUCCAUUAGGAUGGAAAGAUACUUCCAGCAAUAUUUGGAGAAGGCUCAGUUGACAGGCUACCAGUUUUACUUUCAGGUGAUGGGAUGGACAAACUGUUAGGUGUGCCAAAGGUGAGCUCUGGAACUGAUGAGAAUGAAGCAAAUGCUGUUCACAAAUUGUUGGUGGAGUGGCAGCUGGUUGAGAAGGUUCAGGCUAUGUGCUUUGACACAACCUCAGUAAAUACCGGCAGAAUAAAUGGAGUAUGUGUUGGCCUUGAAAACAGACUAGGUCGUGAACUUCAUUGGUUAGCCUGUCGUCAUCCUGUAAUGGAGAUCAUCUUGUCAAAGGUUUUCACCAUCUGCUGUGGACCUUCAAACUCCCCAGAUAUCCCGCUUUUCAAACGAUUCAAAGGCUGUUGGAGUGUCAUCACCAGGCAGAAUUUUUCAGAAUUCCAGGUGACACCUGAAGCUUCCAGUUUAUCAGAUGCAACCAUUGUAGUCCUGACCAAAGAGCACCUAAAGGAACAAGUCAGAGAUGAUUACAUGGAGCUUAUUGAUUUGACUCUGAUUGUUUUGGGACAUCGACCGAGUACAAUCCACUGGAGGGCUCCAGGACCAGUACAUCGUGCUCGCUGGAUGGCAAAAUUAAUUUAUGCCAUGAAAAUAUAUCUCUUCCGCAACCAAACAGAUGUAUUCAAGCUUACAAAGAAAGAAGAAGCCCAAGUUGAGCGCUUUAAGUUUGGUGCACUAAUUUACACCAAGCAUUGGGUAACUGCUCCCCGUGCAACUGAAACUCCAUCCAGUGAUUUACAGCUGUGGACUGAUCUCAGCAGUUAACAGAUCAUCGAUCCUGACAUCAGUACAGAUGCAAGAAAGGUCCUAGAAAAUCAUCUCUGGUAUCUUUCAGACGAGCUUGUUGGAUUAGCCCUGUUCUCAGAUCAUGUGACAGCAGCUGCAAAGAUGGGAAUUGUGCAGGGAAUGACCCAUGAGGCUGGCGAACGAAAAGUGCGUGGAGAUUCAUCAAUUCUAAUGAAACAAGAUGUAUGUUUAGGUGACUUUGCAACUACCAGAACGGGGAACCUUCUUUGUUGUCAUAACAUUGACAGCGCCUUUCUUGAUUUGCCACCACAAGAGUGGCCUUCAAGUGAACAGUAUCGAUAUGGCCAGACACGAUUACUUGUUGUGAACAACACUGCAAAUCGAGCGGUGAAGCUUUUUGAAGAAUACAACACACUGCUUACUAACAAUGAAGUAGAAAAACAACUCUUAUUGCAAGUAGUGGAAGCAAACCGCAAGGCUGUUCCAACACAAAUCACCUAAAAGUCUGCUGUUCAGGCCUUAAUGUCAGAAUGACAAUAACAUUGACUGAUAAUGCACGCUUUUGUGACUUGAAUUUGAAUUGGUUAAAUUUUCAAGUUUUUUGAUGGAACAGCACAAUUUGACCUUUUAAUUGUGACAAAUGCAAAUAACCAUAUGUUUAAGCUUAGUGGUUAAUUUGCAAAAGAGUGUUGAACUGCUGAUAUUAUAAAGUUAUUGCUGGUUGUAAUUUUAAAACAUUCAACAUAUGCGUAUUGCUUCAUUUUGCUAGAAUUUCGUAAAAUUUUGAUAUUAUAUUGCUCUUGAGCACCGUCUUGUGGUUAGAAUUUAAAGCUAAAACUUUACCAAAACAUUACCAUUAGCAGAUGUAAAAACUUGGGAGGGUGUCUUGCUACAUAGCACACAUUUCAUUUUUGUCAUAUCUCAAUGAACCACCCUAGUGGGCACUUCCUUAUCGAAAUUGGGCUGAGCUACAUUACCAUAUAGCGGUUUACUCAAAUGAGCAUAACAAGUGGCAGACAUGUCCUAACUCAAUGAGAAUUGACACAAAUACACAUCGAUAGAUAAUACAGCAUAAGACUUUUUAUAAAAGACAUAAAAGUUGAACUUCUAUACGAAUUUUUAGUGAAAGAUGCCUUAUAUUUAAAGGGGAAUCUCAAAAUACAGGUUGAUUGAAAGAUCCAAACAAAUCAAUGUAAAUGUAGGCCAAGAUGACUACCAAAAUAUAAGGCCGGAAACGGAACUCAAAUAUAUGUCUAAAGUAGAGACCGACCGAAAGUGAUUUUCUGAUUUCGGCCGAAGCUGAAAAUAGGCCGAAAGAUUAAAAUGACUUUUGGCCGAAACCGAAAAAAUGCCGAAAGUUUAAAAAGGACUUUCGGCCGAAACCGAAAAAAGGCCGAAAGUUAAAAAUGAAUUUCGGCCGAAACCGAAGCCGAAACCAAAAAUGAAAUAUUAAGAUAUUUUGAAAUUCGUUCCCGCAUACAUUCUGCAUACAUCGAAAAUGAUGUGGGAAAGUAUAAAUAUUUACAUUCUUUUUAUAAAAAAUAAGAUAAUCGUGAAUAUUAAUAAAUAAACUUCUAAUAUAGAGGUCUCAAACUCGCGGCCCGCAAACUCAUUUGUGACCCGCAAGACGAUAUUUUGUGGCCCGCUACAUGACAGAAAAGUUUAGUGUUAAUUCGCCGGCCCGUUUCCCCCAUUCUCAUAUCUAUAACGUGACUCUCCGCUACGGUUUCAGUCGAAUCUCACCAACUAGUCUAAUUCUGAUUUUUUUUUUUUAAUGUUUCUAUAUAUUUUUGUAUACAACAGUGAGUAGGUGGAUGAAAGUGAAUCCUAGUUCUUGAGAACCCUUAAUGAUUUUAUUGUUAUUUAUAAAGGUUGAGCAGAUUGUAACAGUUGUAAUCGCUUUUUGUGGAUUUCUUGAUGCGGCCCAGGCUCAUUCAGACACUACCUCCUGCGGCCCCCCUGAUGAUUUGAGUUUGAGACCCUUGAUCUAAUGAAUACUUUGGAUUUUACCAUUUUAAUAUAAAAGUAAUUUAAAUUGCUUUACAAUUUUUUUUUAAAAUGAGAUAAUCGUGAAUAUUAAUAAAUAAACUUCUAAUAUAGAGGUCUCAAACUCGCGGCCCGCAAACUCAUUUGUGACCCGCAAGACGAUAUUUUGUGGCCCGCUACAUGACAGAAAAGUUUACGCCGGCCCGUUUCCCCCAUUCUCAUAUCUAUAACGUGACUCUCCGCGACGGUUUCAGUCGAAUCUUACGACUAGUCUAAUUCUGAUUUUUUUUUUUUUAAUGUUUCUAUAUAUUUUUGUAUGCAACAGUGAGUAGGUUGAUGAAAGUGAAUCCUAGUUCUUGAGAACCCUUAAUGAUUUUAUUGUUAUUUAUAAAGGUUGAGCAGAUUGUAACAGUUGUAAUCGCUUUUUGUGGAUUUCUUGAUGCGGCCCAGGCUCAUUCAGACACUACCUCCUGCGGCCCCCCCUGAUAAUUUGAGUUUGAGACCCUUGAUCUAAUGAAUACUUUGGAUUUUACCAAUUUAAUAUAAAAGUAAUUUAAAUUGCUUUACAAUUUUUUUAGAUUAGUAUGGUAAGAGAAAAUUUGGCCAAAAAAAUGGGGGGGGGGGGCAAAUUAAUGAAAAAUACUAUUUUUUUUAAAACCGGGUCUCUAAAAAUUGUUGUUCUGAUAUGGUUCUAAAAGAUCGCUUAAUUGGUUCUGAAAGGUCGCUUUAUUUGUUUUUAAAGAUGGUUUAGUUUUUUGUUAAAGAUCGUUAGUUGCUUGCUAUUGAUCGGUUAGUUUGUUCUUAAAGAUCGUGAGUUUGUUCUUAAAGAUCACUUAGUUUUUUGUUAAAGUUCGUCCAGUUUUUGUUAAUGAUCGCUUUAUUUUUUCUUAAAAAUUGGUUAGUUUGUUCAUAAAGAUCGCCUGGUUUGUUGUUAAAGAUCCUUUAGUUUUUUCUUAAAGAUCGCUUAGUUUGUUGUUAAAGAUCGUCCAGUUUUUGUUAAUGAUCGCUUUAUUUGUUUUUAAAGAUCGUUUAGUUUGUUCAUAAAAAUUGCUUAGUUUGUUGUUAAAGAUCGAUUAGUUUGUUGUUAAAGAUCGCUUAGUUUGUUCAUAAAGAUCCCAUAGUUAAGAUCUUUUAAUUUGUUCCUAAAGAGCAUUUAGUUUUCUGUUAAAGAUCGCUUAGUUUAUUCUUAUAAAUCAUUUAGUUUACUAUUAAAGAUCAUUUGUUUUUUUCUUAAAGAUAACUUAGUUCGGUCUUAAAAAUCGUUUAUUUUGUUCUUUAAGAUCGUUUAGUUUGUUAUUAAAGAUCACUUAGAUUGUUCUUAAAGAUCGCUUAGUUUGUUUUAAAGAUCGUUUAGUUUGUUAUUAAAGAUCACUUAGAUUGUUCUUAAAGAUCGCUUAGUUUGUUUUAAAGAUCGUUUAGUUUGUUCUUAAAUGUCGCUUAGUUUGCCUCAUUUUCUGUCUCAGGUUGAUCCUGUAGUAUAGGCCAAACGUGCCAAAGUGUCCUCGUUUUAUAGCCAUUUUAAUUGUUUCUAUGGUAAAAUAGUUACUAUCCUAGUGUCUCAUUUUUAUUUUACUUAGUUUACAUGAUUUUAAUAAUUGUAAUAGGUCUGCAAGCUUAGAGCUUUAAGGUAAGCGCUAUAUAAAAAUGCCUAAAUAAAUAAAUAAAUAAAUAUCGCUUUCACUGAGUAUUAGAUGACCAAAAACCUGAGUCACUUUCGGCCGGAUGGCCGAAAGUCUAAGUCAAUUUCGGCCGAAACCGAAGAAAAACCGAAAGUUAACUUUUCUCUUUCGGCCGAAACCGAAAUUAAGCCGAAAGUUAACUUUUCAGUUUCGGCCGAAACCGAAACUUGGCCGAAAGUGAUAAAAUGGCCACUUUCGGCGCCGAAACCGAAGCCGAAGCCGAAAUUCGGUCGGCCUCUAGUCUAAAGUACUCAUUUAAUAAUAAAUAGAUACACACAUCGGAAAAUUAAAAACUCUUGAUUUUUUGGCGCCGAUUCCCAUUUCCGUUAAACAAAAAGUAGUAGUCUCCCUUGUUUCAUCGAAGUACCUACAGUAACUCAAGUAAACUAAGUUACACUAACUGUAACAAGUAAUAGCAACACUAGAACUAGAGCACUAGGCUAGUAGUAGUGGCUAGGCUACCUAAACUAUUACCAAGUAGCCAACAUCCUUAUAUUAUAUAGGUAAUGUAUAUAUAUAUAUAUAUAUAUAUAUAUAUAAAUAUAUAAUAAAUAUAAUAUAUAUAUAUAGGUACUUCGAAAGUCUGCUGCGCACGCGGUCUGCGCAUAUGGAAAAAUGAAGCAAAAACUGUUGUGGCCAUCUUACAAUCGCUUCUACGGUAACCUUGGAUUUAUGCGUUUCACUUCACAGUUUCUAAUUAUAAAUUAAUUUUGUAAUCGAUAACGUAAAAUAUUUGUCUUACGGUGAAGCGCAAAAUAUUUUCCCAACGAGGGGAACCUCCAUGUUUUUCCUGUGUCAAUUUGACUAUUCGGUAAGCUAAAAAUACUUAAAAUUUUAUUUUUUAGCGAUUGCACCAUGUUGGAACCUAGAGAAUCUUUAGCAUCUAAAUUGGAUGAGGAAUAACUUUGAAAUAGUCCAUUUUCCAUUUUCCGGGUUAAUACUAACCCUUUCAGAUUAUCAUCACCCUCCCAUUUCUCCAUGUUUUGUAUCUUCACCGGAAACUAAAUUCGCUCUCGGUAUCAAUCAAAAGAGAGUUUUAAUAUUCCGUAAUCUUUAAAUAUCUGAAUAAAUCUAAGUAAAUUGUAAUUUUAGAAUACAGACAUAAAAAAUGUACAUAAAAUUUAAUAUAAGUUUGCUUCCACCUACUAUUUCUACACCUACAACUACAAUUUAACUAUAAUUCAUAGGUCUUAGUUUUAAGUACCAUACCGGUACUAAUCUAUAUUAAGCCCCAAAUAAUAAAUUAAUAAAAAUUUUCUAAGACUGCAACUGCACUUACAGUGCAGGCGUAAUUUAAAUUAUUAUUUUUAAAAUUAAUAAGGUAUUUAAUUUUAAUGAGGCCCAAUUUACUUAUUCCAAUUGUUAAUUUAUUGAUGUCGAAAUAUCAAAGUACCAAAAUUAAAAAGAAAUACACUUUAAAUAAGUUUUAAUAAUAAUAUUUAAUAAUAAAGACAAAACUUGAAAAUUAAUUAAUAAUAAUAAUAAUGUUAAAAAGAAAUAAGAAAAUGUGUAGAUUCAGGAUUAUGAUUUAAUUUGAUAAGAUUUUGUUUCUGGGCUUAUUUAAGAUAUAAUUAAUAAUAGAAAAUUUUAAUUAACUAUCAAAGAACUCUGAAUUUCUUCCAUCGGUCGACAAUGGGGCACAUUUGGAUGUAGAUAGCAAAGACAAAGUUUAUGAAGGAGAGAUUGUGGGAUUCAACAAGACCAAGGAGUUUAUAGAGCAGUUUAAGUAGAUCAUGACAGGCAUAACAUUACUAUUACCUUUUUGAAAUUUGAUCACAUACCAAUACUAGUAUGCUUGUAUUUUUGUAGUUUUUACUUAUAAUUUCAUGCAUUUAAUUUUAUUUUAAAAAAGACUUCUACUUACCUUUUUCUUUUAUAACUACCGUAUAAGAAUUGAUUUAAAAUUUAACAAAAAUUUUAAUUUUAUUUACUAAUGGUCUAUUACAUUUGCCUUGAUGUCCUCCCACAUACUAAAUCGCAGCUGUUAAUUUUAAUUUUUAUGAUGUUUUUACUGUUGAUUGUUUGUUGAAGAAGGCUUUUAAAUAUUUUCCCAUACUUUGUUUCACUUAUUUCCUUCAACCUAACUUGAUUGCAGUCUCUCUCCCUUAAUUUCAUUUUUGCCCUCACUGUGUUGUUGCAUUUAUUUGUGUAACAUGUAACAUUUCUUUAAACUUUCAGUUGAUUGUGGCAGCUCAAAUCCUAUGCCCAUGUGUGUCUCUGAGGACCAAACAGAUGAUGUGAGUGCAUUUAUUGAUAAGAAUUGAAGCAAUUUGAUAAUAUUUAAUAGAAAGGAAAUACCUGUAGCAUUAACUAGUAAAUAGAUCAUCCCUGUUUUCUUGUGUCACUGGACAGCUCUCACAAAAUCUUAUGUUCAAAAUGAUUAUAUUUUGUAGACUUUAGUUGCCUAUAUUUUGAAUGUAACUGUAACAAACAACAUAGAAAUAUCUUCAAAGCAGGUCAUGAAGAUCUGUUAUGAUUUCUUCGUUUGCAUCAAUUUUGAUAAACUUUCCUGUUUGUUAUAAAAAAUAAAUCAAGAUGAUAUUAUAAAUAAAAGGUUCUGAUGUGAAUAUUGUGUAUGACUUCUUAAUGUUUGAUGUGGCAAAAAUAAUUUGACUAGUAUUGAAUGUGUUAAAUGUUUAGUUUAUAUCAUUUUGAAAACUCCUUUUCUAGAACUCCAAUGAUCCUGUUGGACCAGAUGAAGGAGACAAUGCCAGUGAAAUCAGUGAUUUUUCUGACUUUAGUCAAGAGUCAUGGCAGCCAGUGCAAGGUGAAUUUAAAAGACACCUUGUUAUAUGCAUGUCAAUAUGAUUAGUAAAUAAUCGUUACUAUUGUUGAAUUUAACAAUUAAUAUUAACUGUUAAAGAUUUCCUAUUGUGUGUGUCAGUGUGUUUUCCAAUGCUUAAAAUAAAAUAAAUUUCUUAUUUUUUUCUCUAUAUUUGCACACCUCUGAAAUAUAUCUGUCCAUGUAUUAAACAGUUUCACACCAUGUUUUUAAAAACAUAUUUCUCUUCACAAUAAUUUAAAACAUGUUAUAUUCAGAAUUUUUACAUGUCAAAUAGAUCAGUGUUCAGUUGUUUUGUAUCAAAUAUUGUAAGUUGUUAUUCCUAUUAUUUAGGUCCUAUUGCUUGGGUCCAAGAACAAAUGAGGAGGGGUCAGAGUCCUCGUAAAAUAUUGGAAGAUCUUGUCCCGUCUGGUACAGUAAUUCCUGAUGGCCUCGACCCAAUUAUGCUGUGGAAGAUUAUCAUAAACAUAGUGUCUGAGCCUCCCAAGCGCAAAAAGCUUCAUGACAUUAAUACUUUAGAUGAUGUCCUGCGACUUCUCAAGACAUGUAAAAAAAUCAUGGUCCUUACUGGUGCUGGAGUAAGUGAUCAGAAUUCACUCUUGUCCUUAAUGAGUUAUUUUAAUAAAAUCACUUGUUUUACAUUUUUAAUGUUGCUGAGGUUUUUAUUGAAAAUUAAAUCUGCUGAUGCCAUUUUUAAUUAAUUUAAAAAAAAAUAUUCUAGCAUUAAUAUCUAAUUUCUGCAGGUGUCAGUAUCAUGUGGUAUACCAGACUUUCGAUCACGUGAUGGUGUUUAUGCAAGACUUGCUAAAGACUUUCCAAAUCUUCCAGAUCCACAAGCCAUGUUUGAUAUUCACUUUUUCCGCUCAGAUCCACGACCAUUUUUCAAGUUUGCUAAAGUAAAUUUUUAUGCAUAACUCUUUAUAUUUAAAUAAAGAAAAUUAAGUCAGUAAUGACUAGUCAAUAUUUUAGGAUUAAUUCGCUAUCAACAUCAGAGUUAACCGAUUGACUUUUUUUUGUAUAGGAAAUUUAUCCUGGUCAGUUCCAGCCCUCGCCAUGUCAUCAUUUCAUUCGAUUAAUAGAAGGUAAAGGGAAACUUCUCAGAAAUUACACACAAAAUAUUGACACCUUAGAACAAGUGGCGGGUAUACAGAAGGUGGUUCAGUGUCAUGGUAAGGACGAUAGUUUUGUGAAUUUUCAGUCAUUUUAAAAGAUAAAUUAUUUGUUAUUUUUAAGGGCCUAAUUUGUGAUGGGACUAUUGUGUAGUUGUUAAUUAAUUUUUUUUUAAAUGCAAUAAAAAGAAAUUUUUUUUUUUUUUAUUUUUUUUUACAAUGUUGUAAUCUUUUUGGGUCUCAACUGGAAUUCAUAAUUUCAGGUUCAUUUGCUACAGCAACCUGUGCAGUUUGUAGCCACAAAGUGGAUUCAGAUGCUAUCAAAGAAGACAUAUUUAAUCAGGUUUGACAUUGUCACAACCACUAUACAAUGACCCUACUUUCCUCUUCCUUAGUGUUGAUUCAUUCAACUGUAAAAAGUUGAAUGGUUGUAAACUGUCCUUGAUAAAUUGUUCCAUUUUUUUUUUUGAUAUUAGGCAGAUCUGUGAUGAUGUUUUGAAUAUAUUGUAAGAAAAAAUAUUUAUUUCUCUAGGUCAUACCUCACUGUCCACGGUGUCCAUCUUCCAAUCAAAAUGCUGUGAUGAAACCUGACAUUGUAUUUUUUGGAGAAAGUUUGCCAGAACAUUUUCACAAUCAGAUGGCUGCUGAUAAAGAUGAAUGUGACCUUCUUAUUGUGAUUGGUUCUUCACUGAAAGUUAGGCCUGUAGCUCUCAUACCAAGUAAGUUGCUUGAUUUAGAGACACAUGUAUUGUAAGCUAAUCACAGGUGAACAAUAGAAGUACUCUCAUUCUAUUGUUUUAUAUCUUAUUUGAUGUUUGUUACAGUUUGAUGCAAAUUAUAUUUUGUUUGCCUUUUCUUUCACCAGACUCUUUGCCUGCUAACGUUCCACAAAUUUUGAUCAACCGAGAACGCCUCCAUCACUUUAACUUUGAUGUGGAACUACUGGGUAACUGUGAUGGAAUUAUAGGUGAGCUUUGUCGACGACUGGGUCCUGGUUGGGAGCAUCUGGCCACUCCUGGAGCCCAGUUAGAAGAAAUUUUAAUGACUGACCUACCAACACCUCCCGUGAGUCCAGAAUCUGUUGAAGCCAUGUCUCCCACCUACCCAUCUGAUGAUUCUAGCAAUGAUGCCAUUUCUCAGAAUCGGGAAAAUGCUGUUGAUAAAGCCGAUUUGGAUAAAUUGGCACCAGUAGUUGGGAGUGAGGCCGGUCCGGCCAUCGAUACAUCUGAAUAUGUUGUAAGUUCAGCUUGUAUACCUGAGAAAGAUCUACCCCAAAUAAUUGAGCCAUCAGAGUGUUCAGCUACACUAGCUGUUGCUCCAGAAGUUCGAGAAGAUGAUGUGGGUGUUUAUGAAGUUUCAACAUCGCAAUCAGAAUCUGCCUGUGCAAAGUCACAUAGAAGUCACCAUCACAAACACACUGGCAAAUGGCCAUUUGCCUCCAUCAACUCCAAAACGUACACUGAAUGCAUACCACCCUCCAAUGCUGCUGAUCAGUCAUGUUCAGCUUGCAUAGAUCAACCAAGUGCUUCCUGCUCCUCUCAAGAAAUAGAAACUUUGGUUAGUGCUUGUCACAAGAGAGAUGUCAUGUACAUACCCAACAAGAAAACUCACAUACAUCAUGGACAAUCUCACUCGCAUCACAAUCAUCACUUCCAUGACAUAUCCAAAUCUCAUCAGCUAGCUCAACCCUUUGAAGAGCCAUCCAGUCAUCAAGAACAUCCAACCUUUGUUGAGCCGCAAACAUCUCUCCAUCUUAACGGCGACAUCCCACAAGAUCAGUCAGACUCGACCUCUUUAAAAAAAUCAGAAAAAAGGCCUUUUAUUAACACCGGGGCAGGGGAAGCAGAUACUAAAGAUGAUGAAGCUUCAUCAGAAGCUAAGCGUCCAAAGCUCAGUGCCAACAGCUGCGAUGGAGAUGGUCCUGAAACUGAUAAGAAAGAAACUCCUGACUCGCUGUCACACGACAGUUCCCUGGAUGACAUGCGUAAGAUGUGGUGCAGCAAACACAGGCUGAGUUUAGCUCAUAGAAUGGGAGGUAUGUAGUGAUUCAUUUCUUAUAAACAUCAAAUGCAUUUAACAGUUUGGUAAUGCUUAUAUUUACUUUGAUAUAUAUUUUUUUGUUUUAAUUUGUGCAGGCUGCUUGAUCUAUUGAUUUUAAAUACAGCUAUUUGGGAUAACUUGGCAUAUUUAAAUUUUGGAACGCAAUUACUUUUGAAUGCUUUAUUUGAUUUUAACGUUUUAUGCCUACCAUUUCUUUCUAUAUUUUUAGACAACCAAGUGCUCUUUUUGCCCCCAAGUCGUUAUGUCUUUAAAGGGGCUGAGGUCUAUACAGAUUCUGAUAGUGAGGAUUCCAGUGAUGAUGAUGAUGAUGGUAUUACUGAGAGCAUGACAUCCAGUGAAGUAGUAGCAGAGGAAUUUGAGAGAAGUUCAUCUAUUGACUCCCGCUCAGACUCUGCAGAGAAAUACUUAGCCAAAGAAUCUCAUCUAGAAGGGUUGGUUGAUUCAACAGCAAUGAAAUCAAUGGAUGUUGUAGGGGAGAUUCCCAGUUCUACUGCAUUGAAAUUGUUAGAUUUGGCAAGCGUUGCUGCAGAUUCUUCCGCAUUAAAAAUGUUAGGAGCAGAAAAUGUUGGUUGUGAUAGCAAUGAGCAAGACUCUGGCCUGCCAUCUCUGCCACUGAUGGACAUCGAGGUCAGUGACCUACUUCCCAGCAGUAUCCCCCAGAACAAUGAGUGCUUCACUUUGCCAAACAUUCCCCAUGAGGUUGUGGCUGAAGCCUUGGGCACCUGUCCUGUAUCUUCAAGUGAUGAAGUGCUGCAGUAAUGAUACAGUUUCUCAUUUCAUUGUAUCCCAAUAUAGCAAAGUAUGACAAUACCAUACUGAAGGACCUUAAUUUUUUUAAAAACUACAGUGAAUUAAUUUUUGUAUUAUUUGUGCAAUGACUGUCUUACUUUUGCUCCAAAAGAGGUCCCAGCUAAUGUUUAAUUUUGUAUGCCAGUAUUUCGAAGUUAAAAGAUUGUAUACAGUUUUUUUAUAGAUCAGAGCAGUAAUUUAUUUUAGGCUGUUCGUAUUUGGCAGUGUAAAUUAUGUGCAUAAUUGAAGUAAAAUAGAUGUAAAACAGAGGGGGAAAAUGUAAAUUUGGUCAAAAUUUGUGUAUCCUCUCCAUUCAAACACCAACACUAAUGUGAAGGUUAAAAAAAUUGAAGUUCUCCUAUUCGCUAUUAAAUAUUAGGCACCUUAACGAGUACGAUAUUCAAGACAUGGUAGGGAAUGUCAAGGAUGACAUUUCUAUGCAUUACGGGUCGCAUGGCAUGCACAGUGAGAACUCCGCACUGGAUUAUAAAUGAUCUUAUCAUCACAUUAUGUUGAUGGUAGAGCAAGUUACUUACUCUAAUGAUAUAACUUUUAAUGAGCAAUAUAAAUUGCAUUGGUUCUCGUGGCUGUGACAAUAUUCUAAAGCAGCAUUAUCUCCCAAGGUGGAUCAAUUAUGUCCAGUGUAUAUAGAAUUAAUGGGGAGGAGGAAGGGUGAUUUGUUUUAAUUGUUUUAUUUAUGUGACCUAGCUACUUCUUGUGUCAAACUGGGCUGGUUAUGGGGACGGUUCACUAGUUAAGAUUUAACAAAGCGUUUUACACAAUAUUGUAAAAGUACAAGAAGUUAUUUUUGCAUUAAAUCGACUAACAAAGUAAGAGAGAUGGCCACCGGGAUGGGAAACAAAUUUUAAAAAAUGACUGACAGUGUCUGUAGAAGUAGAGAGGGUCUCAAGCUCCUCUAAAUUAUAGACAUUUUUAUUUUUUAAUAACUCCUCUGCUCUCUGUUGAGUUAGAGUUUAUGAUAAUAUUGUACAAUACAUUGAAUGAUUGAUUUCAUGUACAUACAUCUUAUUUAUAUAUGACAUGACUCAAGUGUACAUGGAAGUGUGUCAGUGAAAUACUAAGGCCAGUAAAAAAAGAAUUAGAAAGAGUGAAACAAUUUAAUCUUCCAGAUGUCAGGCUAUUUACAAAUAGAAUCCCCCAGCUGCCAUAAGUGUGAAAAUAAGAAAAACUUACACUAUAUUUGCUUGUAUAUGGUUUAAGAAUUUACUGGCAAAAAAUUAAGGCACUCUCAUGUGGAACUUUAAGCCCACGAAUUGAUUUAAUCUGUAAGCUUAAAAACUGUAACUUUUUGGAUUGUCUGAGACAUCUACAGUCAGUUCCUGUACCGCCAUGAAGUUACCCAGCUGUUGUAGCAAGACUUCCAAGAAUGACUAAGUGUAUAUUUCAGCAGGCUCAGUUCUUGGUCCUCUUGUCUUGUUUAAUCCAACAUCUCAAGUUCCUGUACCACCAUCAGGGUGGUGACCAUACUUCAAAUGAGUGUUUAGUUCAGCAAGUUCUUGUGUCAUCUUUCUAGAUAUCACAAGUGUUAUAAAUUUAUUUUAAAAAAAGAACUGCCCAGGAAAUAUAAGUGUAAUUCCAGUCCACAAUAUGGAGAAAUAAGAUGUACACUACACCUUUUCAAUACAAUUAGGGACAUGAUUUUGUCAUCUUUAUUUUGGCUGUUUAAAUAUUUACAAAAUCCAUAACAAGGUGCUAAUAUUUGCAUUUAUUGUCUACAAUGUACUUAACUUCAAUUUUCUACUUUGAAAUGUAUCAGUCUAUAAUUUAUUAACUUACAGAAUUCAGUAUCAAUGUGAUUUGAUGAAUGACUGGGUAAUAUGUCCAUGUAUAUAUAACAGUUGUGGCCUUCAUGUUGUAACACUGAAUGCUUUCUUUCCUCUCAACACGACCAAUCAUUAAUCAUUUAUUUUUUUAUCUGGUGAUAUGAUCUUUUUUUAAUUUCCUUUAUGGCUACUAAAAUUUUCAUCAUUGCCUUAACUCAUUUUAGAAAACCUAUCCAAAAAAUUGUCAGUAGUCUUAUUAUAAAUCUAAUUGUUAAAUAAUGAAAACUUAGAUUUACAUGUGUCAUCUAUGUAUGUCUUAUGAUUUGUUUCCUUUGAAAAGAACAGAUAACAUCUAAUGCAUUGCUCUCAUGUAAACAUGUACAAACAUAUUGUAAGUUAAGAAAUAAAAUAAUGUCCUCAAUAAAUUGGCUGUGUCUUCUCUACCAGCAAUUACACAUGAUUAGAACACAGCAGCUCCUUCAUCAUGUGGAAUAGUUGCAAUUAUGUUGGCUUGCAACAAUAUCAAAUCUUAA